AUGAAAGGGUCCAUUUUUUUGCACACCCUGUUGUUGCUCGUUGGCAUGCAGGAAAGGAGGGCUGGGCGUGUGUACGCCCGACAAGGAGGGAGUAUUUGCGUGAGGAGGCACGCACAGGGUGAGAGGAAAAGGGCGUACAUAAUAAAUAUGAAAAGAGGGGGCCUGCAAAAUGGUGGGGUGAAACAGGCGAGGUGGUCUGGGCGGAUAAAAUUUAAGAAGCGGGGGGACCUCGCAUAUGGGACCAAGCAUUGUGUAAAAGCGGCGAGUGGCGUGAAUGCGUCGAACGGCGUAAGUGCGUCGAACAGCGUAAAUGCCGCCAAUACCGCCAAUACCGCUAACACCGCCAACACCGCCAAUAGCGCCAACAGCGACUGUGAGGCGCCUCCCAUCAAUGUGGCCAUCUUCGGGAGCAGCGGGAGCAUCGGCACGAACGCGCUGGACAUCAUUCGUGAGUGCAACCGAAUGAAGAAGCGGUUCAACGUGGAAGCCCUGUAUGUUAACAAGAGUGUAAAAAAACUGUAUGAACAGGCAAGGGAGUUUUUACCAAAGUAUGUAUGUAUCCACGAUGAGUCCAAAUACGAAGAGUUAAAAUUAUUGUUAAAAAACAUAAGAGGUUACAACCCAGAGAUACUAGUGGGAGAUGAUGGCAUGAAACAAAUGUGCAGAAGUAGCACACUUGAUAAGGUUGUAAUUGGGAUCGACUCCUUCCAUGGAUUAUACUCAACCAUUUAUGCAAUUAAAAAUAAUAAAAUUAUUGCACUAGCGAAUAAGGAGUCUAUCGUAUCUGCUGGAUUUUUUCUCAAAAAAUUAUUAACAAGUCAUACAAAAUCAUGCAUCAUCCCAGUGGACUCCGAACACAGUGCCAUCUUCCAAUGCUUGGAUAAUAACAAGGUAUUAAGGACACGAUGUCUUCAGGAUAACUUUUGCAAAGUGAAUCAAAUAAAGAAAAUAAUUUUAUCCUCCUCAGGUGGUCCCUUUCAAAAUGUCUCUCUUGAUGAGUUAAAAAAAGUAACAUCCGUAGAUGCUCUCAAACAUCCUAAGUGGAAAAUGGGACCCAAAAUAACCAUCGACUCUGCAACCAUGAUGAAUAAGGGUCUAGAAGUGAUUGAAGCUCAUUUUCUCUUCGACGUAGAUUAUAAUGAUAUCGAGAUCGUAGUGCAUAAAGAAUGUAUUUUCCAUUCGUGUGUCGAAUUUAUCGACAAAUCUGUCAUAAGUCAAAUGUACUACCCAGAUAUGAAGAUUCCGAUUCUGUUUGCUUUAAGUUGGCCUAAUAGAAUUGCUACAGAAUUACCAUCCCUUAACUUGGCUAGUAGAAAAGGUAACUUCUACCCAACUGUCCUCAAUGCAGCCAAUGAGGUGGCGAACAAACUAUUUUUGAAUAACAAGAUUGGCUACUUCGAUAUUGCUUCCAUAAUAUCAGACGUCCUGGAGUCCUUCACUCCACAGACCAUCUCCAACAACUGCGAAGAUUUGAUGAACCAAAUUGGGGAUAUUCACAGCUGGUCCAUGUGCAGAGCGACGGAGGUGUACCGGACCCGCUGUGGUGGAUCCCCGUGA
Messenger RNA from Plasmodium cynomolgi strain B, 1557 nucleotides. Its product is annotated as 1-deoxy-D-xylulose 5-phosphate reductoisomerase. Gene Ontology annotation, biological process: isoprenoid biosynthetic process. The transcript has 2 exons. The record is from RefSeq and is a predicted model, not a curated record. The coding region runs from base 1 to 1557 and encodes 518 amino acids. Gene Ontology annotation, molecular function: protein binding; 1-deoxy-D-xylulose-5-phosphate reductoisomerase activity; manganese ion binding. NCBI's taxonomy places the organism in Eukaryota, Apicomplexa, Aconoidasida, Haemosporida, Plasmodiidae.